UCCAACGACAGAUUUGUUUUGUUGCACAUUCGUUCUCGGCUAGUGCCAUGGAUUUUCUUUAAAGGCUUCUCGAUGUUGAUUUUCUCCUUUAUAAUUGCGCUAAGCUACAAUAAAAUUACCAAUUUGAAUAUUGGAUCGCAGGAAAUUUAUUCUAAAGCUGCAGAAUAAUGGAAAGCGGAAGCAACCUGCCUACGCCGGGUAAUUAUCCUGGUGGGGAUCGUCAACAGUUUUGCGUUUCAUGGAACUCUCAUCAAUCAAAUAUGCACAGUGCAUUUCCAAAACUUUUAAGUUCUGAACAAUUUGUUGAUGUCACUUUAGCCUGUGAUGGAGGCUCAAUAAAGUGUCACAAAGUGGUAUUAUCCGCUUGUAGUGAUUAUUUGGAACGUUUAUUGUUAGAAAUACCUUGCACUCAUCCUAUUAUAUUUUUGAGAGAUAUGAGAAUGUGGGAACUUCAAGCAUUAGUGGAGUUUAUGUAUCGUGGUGAAGUAUAUGUGGAACAACAACAACUUGGUAAAUUAAUGCAAGCUGCUGAAGUUUUGCAGGUUCGUGGUUUAUUUACUCAAGGAUCAAGUGAUAAUUCUUCGAGUGAAAGUGGUUCACAACAAUGCGAUUCUAAUGCUACUGUUGCACCUACGAUCACACAACAGGAUGGAUCUGAUUAUAAAUCUGAGGAAACUCCAUCUGAGGAUGGAACUUCGAAUACUAAUUUUCUAGAGAAUACAUCAAUUGCUGCAUCUAGUACAGCAAAUGCUCCAUCACACAGUACUACACCAGUUCCACAGAAUUCUAAUUCAUCAAAUUUUAUGAAUAUGGAGCACAGUGAGGCAUUACAACAUUUGGAAAAAGCACUCAGCGUUUGUGAAGCAACUUUAACUGAGACUCAGGGCAUGGUUAGAAUGGAACCAGACGAGCAGUUUACCCAACAGCAAGAUGUCAAGCCAUAUUCCAUUAGUAUGGUACCAAGCAGCAAUUGUAAUCCUAGUAGCCCGUUUCCUGCAAUUGAAGGUUAUCAAAGACGACAAAGACGUUCGGAAGAGGAAUUGAAGCAAGCUUCGGAUAUGGUAGCACGUGGUAUGACGUUUCAAGUUGCUUCAGAAAAGUACAAAAUUCCGAUAAGUACGAUUCGAUUCUAUAUGGUUAGGAAAGGUAUAUUGCAAAGGCGAAAACGCGGUCGUGGUUCGAGUAAUCUUGGCAUGAAUAGUCAACCGGGAAGUCCUGCAAGUCCGCCAUAUCAUAUGAUGAACUAUCGUUUGCCAGAAAGCCUAAACUCCAGCCUACCGUAGUGCAGUACGAAAAGUAGCGAGUUUUUAGAUUUGAGUUGAAUCGAACAAAUUUUUUAUUGCCACGUCGGAGCUGUUCCAGGCUAUCAUUCUUCCCAUCUUUAUUGACUCACACUGAGUUAUUCGUUUCUCGUUUAAACAUUUACGACACACGAUUACGCAUGCUUAGUGCAAGUGCGUUUUCGUCAAACUGCUCGUUAUUCUAUACACAUUUAUUGCAUUUACAGAAGAUAGUAAUUUAAUAGAAAAUAAUUGACAAGAUGUACGUAUCGUACACGAUAGGCACUUUAGUCUUGAACAGCUCGGCUCCGUGUACAUAAGUAUCAUAGCGAGUUUUCGAACGCAGCAUCGAAAUGAAAAAGAUAUGUUUCAAAAUAUAAUAGAAGAUGAAGAAAUGAUUCGUUUACAUGAGAAUCAUUGUAGAUGUAAUCAUUGAUUAAAAAUAAUCUAUAAUUGGUUGUAGUAAUAGUUUUUUCAUUUCUUAUUUUCUACAAAUUUUAUGAUGUAAAAAUAAGAAAAAAUACAUCUCGAUACAGCGUUCGAAGAUCGCCUGUACGGUUCAGUUUUGGGCCGUGUUCCGUUCUUCUACUUAGUGACACAUACUCCUUACGUAUAUGGAUAACGUAAGCGGUAUUUUUUUGAGUCCUAUACACUGAUUGCUAUAACAGAUUUACAAAAUACGGUUCAUGGAAAAGUUUGAACGUGUCACUCGAAUCAUAUUUUUACGAUCAAUGGAAAAUCUUUUGAUAAUACGUAUCUAUAGGGUAGGUUCUUUUUUAUUACGUCCUAUUUAUACAUAUACACAUAUAUAUAUAUAUGUAGAUGUGUAUAUAUGCGCGCGCGCAUGUAAUUUUUUGCCUGUUUGUCUAUUUAGUGAAUGUCCAUGUUGUGUCUGUGCCUGUAUGGGUUUAUGCGCGCGUGUAUGUACAUAUGUAAAUGCAUAAAUAUAUAUAUAUGUGUAUAUACUUGAAUAAAAUGUACAUGUACUCUAUUAAGUUGCUUUUUUUGAAUAGUAAAUGCGAUUUAUCUAGAUAUCGAGAUAUUAAGCAUUAAAUUUUGGUUUUUAAAACCAACAAAAUAUAGUAAGUCGUUUACGAAUAUUAUGUUACUUUUAUUUAACACAAAAAUCAAGACAGAAACGGUGGAAUCGAAGCUCGCGAUUUUGAAAAAUGUACGAUAUAUUAUACGUAUCACAUGAUCGUAUGCUUCGUCCAUGAACGAAUUAGUCACUAUGUUCAAGACUGGUAACACGUGGCUGAUCCGCAACCACGUCGAAUCUUAUACCGCAAAUCUGGAUCUACUACACAAAUAUUUUUGUAGACACUUUGCGCGUGGAAGGUGUCUUCUUUCUGCCUUUGUAUAUGCGUGUGUUUAUAUAUUUAUAUAUGCAUAUAUAUAUACACAUACAUGUACACAUAAUACGUAUAUACAUACGCAUAUAAAUUACGAGAAUGGAAAUUGUAUCGAUAUUUAUACAUGAACAUAUAUAUGUAUAAAAGCAAUAUGUGAACAUGUAUAUUUCGAUAGCUACACAUUCAAUGGCUCGAUGAACCGGUACCCGUUGAAAAAGUUUACAAUUUAGCUUUCGUCACAAGAAAAAAGGACGUUACGGGAAACGAAUGAUCAUGAUGUACGUAGCGUAAUGCUUUUUACAUGCUAAUGUACAAAUGAUAUUUAUAAUCUAUCGUCAAAAUCCAGCAGUUUUCAUACAAGUGAUCGAAUAUAUUGUACGGUCCUUUUAUGAAUACUGGAUCUGCCUUUUCGAAAGAUUAAAAUGAUUAGUACAUACAUUUAAAAUUGUGUAUACACAUGAUCGGCGCGCAUGCACGUAUAUCUUACAUAUAAUACACGUAUGUGCAUGCGCGCACGCAUGCACUCUUACAUACACAUUCACUCACACAUAUACACAAAAUGUAAUCGUACAGUGUAUUGCCUUUGUUAAAUAGCAUUCGGAUAAAGCCAUAUUUUUCCAUGCAAUGCAAUAAUCCAGCAAAGUAAAUUACCGUAAAACGUGAAAACAGCCUAAAUAGAAGAGUGCCAGAUAUGGGAGAAAAAAAAAAAUUGAAAAAUGAAAAUAAUGAUAUUGACGAUGAUCAUGAUAAUGAUGAUAAUGACGAUGACAAUGAAGAUAAAAAAAGAUGUGAUGAUGAAAAAAAUCUAAGAAAAAAGAUGAAAGGAAAAGAAAAAAAGGUGAAAUAGAAAAGUAUUCAAAGUGAAACGCUGUACAGACAAUUUCCUACCAUUCAGAACGUAUCUGCCUUUUAUUCUGGCCUCGUGAUAAAUCCUGACUUUAUUUAUACUUGACAAUAUGCGGAAUACCGUGUAAAAAAAAAAACAACUAAAAAUUAGGUUAGGAAACUUUGUGAACAUUUGGUUACUCGCGGUACGUAGGAAGCCCUAACAUGUAAUCACAUUCGCGUGAAUUCGAGGUGGAAAUGGAUUGAAAAAUCUACUUUUUAUAUUAAGGGACCCCUACCUCUGCCUCUCUUUCCCUCUCUACUCCAAUAUAUUAUGUUCUUUUCGAUCAUUUUGAUUUUUUUAUUAUAGAUAGUUGGAAUUAUAAACUGCAGGAAGAGAGAGGAGAGAGAGAGAGAGAGAAAGAGAAAGAGAGAGAAAGAGAGAGAAAAUAAUGGUUAGAGGAUGGGAGGAAGGGAGAGAAACGCAUAUUUAAUUCUUAUACUAUACUCGUUUAUCCAUUUUCAAAUAGAUCUAAUUUCGUUUUCUCUUCUUUCCCUAUUUAUCUUUUAUGUUAUAUAUAUAUAUAUAUAUAUAUAUAUAUAUAUAUAUACAUAUAUAUAUAUAUAUAUAUAUAUCUAUAUCUAUAUAUAUUUUUUUUUUCGAUGAGAUUGAUUUAAUCUGAUCUUUAUCGAAAGAGAAAAGUAAAAAAAGAUAUAAAUUGCACCGUAUAUAGAGUGUUGUAUGAUUAAAAUCGGAUGUUGAAAUAAAAAAUAAAUAACGGGGUAGUUUUUUAUCGAAGUGCAUAGUAUCGUUGCUCGAGAUUUCGUAUCGCGCGAAUCAUCGUUCAAAGAGUUCCAGUUGACAAAGGUUUUAUACAGAUCUAUUAAAAACCAGUAUUUCAAACCAAUGAAGAAUAAUUAGUUUUCUAAUAAUAACGAUACAAUUUACGUAAAUUUAGUACAGUGCUUAAGUCAGUAAUGCUCAGCGUAUCUAACAAAUAUUUUUAGUGGAAAGCCAUGUCAUACUCACAUGUAUUAUAAUGCCCUUAAACUAUAUAAACUAAACAACAAUCAAAGAAGCGUGAACGAUACUUGACUAUUAUUAUAAUUAUUAUAAUUAUAAUUAUUGAUUGAUUAUGAUUAUGAUUAUUAUUAUGAUUAUGAUUAUGAUUAUUAUUAUUAUUAUUAUUAUUACUAUUAUUAUUAAUAUUAAUAUUAUUAUUAUUAUUACUAUUAUUAUUAUUAUUACUAUUAUUACUAUUAUUAUUAUUAUUACUAUUAUUAUUAUUAUUACUAUUAUUAUUUUUAUUAUUAUUAUUGUAGCUAUUUCCCUAGAAAUAUGUAGAUCGUAGCCACUUCGAGGCAAUUUACGUAAUUAGAUUAUCGCUUCGAAAUACACUUUUAUAUGGCGGUAUUAUUAUUUGUAGAUAGAAUUUGCGAUUAUACAUAUUACAAUGAUCAAUCGAUUGCUACAUUAAGGUUUGUUUUUACAGUUACCGAGAUCAAUGUCCUACGAAAGUGGGAAUACGAUCGAUCGGUCUUCUCGUUGAUCCUAUUAUGUAGCUACCAUUUUGUCUUUUUUUAAACAUAUUUUUUUGUUUAAUUCGUACGUGUGUAUUAUACAUAUAUUUAUAUGUAUACAUAUAUAUAUAUAUAUAUAUAUAUAUAUAUAUACAUAUAUAUUUUUUUUAUUAUAUAUUCUCUUCCGUUAAAAGUGAAGUAUUUGAAUAUUCAACAUAUGAAUGAUUGGAAUAAAGAGUGAGUGAGAUGAUGAAUUAAAAAGGGAGAUGCAUAAUUCUCGCAAUUUUUCGAACUCGAUUUGAACGAUGAAUACUUUAUUGAGCAAAAACAAAAAUUAGUCCAAUGCAUAAAAUCUCUCGGUCGAUCUUCCCGUCCCGAAGUAAUAAACAGACCGAUCGAUCGAUUCCUUGCUCGAAUUACAAUCGUGAAGAACGUUCUAUAGAUAUUUUUCGAAGGGAAAAAAAAACACAAACCUCUAAAAAGUCCAAUUUUCUAAACGUAGGUUCCUUAAGAGUAACAAAUUUAGCGUAAUCAUUAAGAAAGCGUUGGCAUGUAUACGUUGGUCGAGGUGCCGUCGUAUCGAGCUAUGAGAUAGACUCUCUCUCUCUUUCUCUCUCUCUCUGAAUGUUUGUUAUUUAGAAAACACGAAUGAAAUACGAUCGAGCGACGGCAUUGCACGACAAUGUGACCCAUGUGUCCGAAUGAACACAACGUUUAAAACGCGAAUAUACGGAUAAACGAUUAAUGGCAAAUAUAUUUACAUGAUCGUGCAAAAGAUGAUGCGCUGUUCAAGUUCGAAAUAGCGAAAAAAAGUGCGUUGCACCCGUCGCUCGGAUAUUACAUCGUGAAAGAAAGAAAAAAAAAAUCGAAUUGAUGAGAGAAAACGAAGAAAAAGAAGGGGAGAAAAAAGCGAAAGGGAGAAGAAUUGGAAAGAAGAGAAAGGGGAAGGAGAAAGCGUCGAAUUGUAUUUCUUUUUCUUCCUUGUUUCUACGUUUCUGUCGUGGCCCUUGAAGAGAAAAGUGGAAAACACGGAAUGAAAGACAGAGGCAGAGAUUGGUAAAAGGGCGACGGCAUUGUUCGCACGAUUACCGAACUGAUUUCGAGAGGAAACUUCCGAAAUUAUUAAUCGGUUAUCUAGUAAAAAUUGAUAAUAUAAUUAUUGCAAAUAUUUAUUAUGAAUAUCUUUUUAUUCGAUAAGAAAGAAAAAAAAAAGAAGGACAAAAUAUAAUUGGAACAAACGAUAAAUCGAAUUCGAAGUUUCCUCGAAUCGCAACACAUAAGCACUUCUGUACAGAAUUUUUCGUAGGUUGCGAAGAUUUCCAUUGAAAACUCUGCACUUGUCGGCUUCGUGAAAUUAAAGUAUUGUUGUUUGAUUUAACGCAUAAGCUGUACGUUAAGGAAAAAAAAAAUUGCUUAUAAUUUAGGGUCGUGUAACGUGUGUUAGCGAAGCAUGCUUCUAAGUAGAAAGAUAGGACAACGCUAUAACAAUAAUUAUUAUAAUUAAAAUAAAUUAAGAAUAUAAGGCAUUUAAUAAGUGCAAAGUAUUUCUUAAUAAAAGUACUUCCAAAAAUGA
Molecule: messenger RNA, 6551 nt
Organism: Apis cerana (Asiatic honeybee)
Lineage: Eukaryota; Metazoa; Arthropoda; Insecta; Hymenoptera; Apidae
Product: broad-complex core protein isoforms 1/2/3/4/5
Biological process (GO): regulation of transcription by RNA polymerase II
Cellular component (GO): nucleus
Molecular function (GO): protein binding
Source: RefSeq, a predicted model, not a curated record